Molecule: messenger RNA, 3382 nt
Organism: Anguilla rostrata (American eel)
Lineage: Eukaryota; Metazoa; Chordata; Actinopteri; Anguilliformes; Anguillidae
Product: dnaJ homolog subfamily B member 5-like
Exons: 4
Coding region: 70-1284 (404 amino acids)
Cellular component (GO): cytosol
Molecular function (GO): protein-folding chaperone binding
Source: RefSeq, a predicted model, not a curated record
CCUAGGGUUUGUAUAAAUACCGCGGCACAUGUAGAUACGCUACUGUAGGUUGCAGACUUAACUUUAACUAUGGUUUUGAUUUGGACUCAGUUUGGUUUGAAACACAAAAACCUUAAGUGUAAGGUUCGUGUUAUACACAGAGAUGACAGCUGGAUAAUGGGGCAAGCACGGGUGGUCCCAGAAGUGCACUGUCUGUCCAUCAAGGCCAUGGGGAAAGACUACUACAAAAUCUUGGGGAUCCAGUCUGGCUCCAAUGAAGAUGAGAUUAAAAAGGCUUACAGAAAGAUGGCCCUCAAAUUCCACCCAGACAAGAACAAGGAUGCCAACGCUGAGGAGAAGUUCAAGGAGAUCGCCGAAGCCUAUGAGGUGCUGAGCGACCCAAAGAAGAGGACAAUCUAUGACCAGUACGGAGAGGAAGGUCUCAAAGCUGGAGGUGGUGGGCCCACUGGAGGGCAGGGGAACACAUAUCACUACACCUUCCAUGGGGACCCCCACGCCACAUUUGCCUCCUUUUUUGGGGGGUCUAGCCCCUUUGACAUCUUCUUCGGUUCAGGACGCACCCGGGGCAACACCAAUGGCUUUGGAGACCACGACAUUGAAAUUGAAGUGGAUGGAGACGAUGACCCUUUCAAUGCCUUUAGCCGCUUCAACUUUAACGGCAUCAAUGGUUUCCACCACGGCCCCGGGGCUGGCAAACAACACCAUGCAGAGGCCCUCCACGGUCGCCGUAAGGUCCAAGACCCGCCAGUGGUGCAUGACCUGUGUGUCACCCUGGAGGAGAUCCUCCACGGCUGCACCAAGCGCAUGAAGAUCACCCGCCGCCGCCUCAAUCCCGACGGCAGGACCCUGCGCACAGAGGACAAGAUCCUCAACAUCGUCAUCAAGAAGGGCUGGAAGGAGGGGACCAAGAUCACCUUCCCCAAAGAGGGCGACGAGACGCCGGAGAACAUCCCAGCCGACAUCGCCUUCAUCCUCAAGGACAAAGGGCACCCGCACUUCAAGAGAGACAGUUCCAAUAUAAUCUACAUUGCCAAGAUCAGUCUCAAAGAGGCUUUGUGUGGUUGCACGGUGAACAUUCCGACCCUCGACAACAGAGUGAUUCCCCUUCCAUGCAGUGAUGUCAUCAAGCCUGGCGCAGUCAAGAGACUGCGAGGGGAGGGGCUGCCCUUCCCCAGGAGCCCCUCACAGCGAGGGGACUUGAUAGUGGAGUUCCAGGUGCGCUUCCCAGACAGGAUACCCCCACAGUCAAAAGAAAUCAUCAAACAGAACCUGCCUGUGUCUUAGGAUCAUGGGUGCACUGUGGAAUUCUGGGAAUUGCAGGGAAGAAUUUUUUUCUUUCUUUCACAGACACCGAUAUUUAUUCAGAAGGCAAACUGAGAAAAUGGCCACAGAACUGUUGAGGUGAUUUGUUCUUUUGUGUAACAUCUCUUGAAGGACUGGGUGGUUGUAUAAGGCUGUGCUCCUGAGCUUGCUGCUCUUUUGCAGGGUACACUAUCAGUCCUUUUUUUCCUAAAGGACUUGUUGCAACUGUUCCUUUCCUCUUGAAUCUUUUCUGUGAGAGGAGUUUGAGGACAGAUUUUUAUUUGUAUAGGAUAAAAAGUAAAGAGUACUCGACAGUGAAAGCAAGAUGAAUGCUGUGACAUGUAUGUUGUCUGUGCAGUUUUGUUCUUUUCUCAGCUAAAUGCUGUUUAUGAUAUGGGCAAAUGUAUGCUCGUGUGACUAUUAUACAAAAUAGAUAUUGUGUGUAAAUGUUUUGAAUAUCAGAUCAUUUGCAGUAAAAGACUACAACACUAGGGCGUAGUCAUCCCAAACCUGGUCAACUACUGUCCAAUUCAAUUUCAGGCCCAAAUUAAUGCCAGAAAGGCCUACAGUUAAAAAGGUGCUUAGUUCCCUGUGGCCUGGGUUCAUUUCCGAAUGAUAAGCCAGUCUUAGCUGCCUUAAACUUCCCUUGGUUUUUAAGCCGGGUCAAGCAUCAGAGAUUUUAGGUGCCUUAUUUUGGCUCACACCAGCAGCCCUCAAUAGGCCUACAAUUGUCAGGCAUCAGGUGUAUUUCACGUUUUGGGGAAAGUACAACAAAAAAAACCUGAGAAUAAAUAUGUAAGAAGCCAUGCUUCCUAUCUACUACAGUAGGUUAGUGUUUUAUUGUGUACUGAUCCUGAGGUACCAUCUGUGCUUUUUAUUCUCAUGGUGUUCAGUUUUAGGAUGUGGAAAGUGAAAUGAUUCUCCCAUCCUGACCUCAACCCGUGUAACAGGCAACAUCAUGAACAAUGCUAAAUAUACCUGACUGAUGACAGGCCAUUGGUAUCGACAAGGUACCCGUCAAUUUCCACGAAUGCUAAAUAUUUGACGAGUUUCUUUAGUUAACUGAAGGCAUGUAUUCCCAUAAGACUGCAUGUCUUUUUCUUUAAAUGAAAACGAGUAGCUGUCUCUUAAUAUAAUAAACAAAGGGAUCCAUUGAUAUGUUCACUUUUCACUCAGCUGCAAUUCCCUCACUGGUGACACAAAAAAAAGUCCAAGGCACCUUGGAGCAUUGCUUAGUUUGCCCCUCGUUGUUCCCACCAUGUUCGUUGCGCUUCAGUUUUGGCAUUCAGCAGAGACACUGUGUGGGUCUAAAGUGCAAAAUGUCUUGGUUUUAAUCUUAUUGCAACGACUGUUGUGUGACUGUUAUGUAAAGGGAAUACAGCCUCCCUUGGAGGCACACAGACUCAGCAGUCAGCUGAGGCAACCCUUGUUCAUGCUGGUGCAACUGCCCAUUAAUAUGAGCAGCGCCUGUCAUCUGUGGUUCCCUCACUUCCUGUCAAGCAGCAAGGGACUUGGAAAAGGCCCCUGGUUUAGCUCUUCGCUUCAACUAUAUAUGUGACAUGUAAGACUUAUUGCUGUAUGUUGUUCAGAUUGCACCAUUUUAAGUCAACUGUCAACAUGUUUAAUGUUUAUAACGAACAGUAAAUUUGGUUAAAUAUAUUUCUUGCUAAGUUUGACAGGUUUCCUUUGUAAAACAAUAUUCCAACUUUUUAUGGAAUGUCUAUCAAAGGUCUUGUAUUACUCUUUCCCAUAGAUUUUUAACAAUAAAAGACUGAUGUAUACAAAAUUGCAACAUAUGUUAAAACAAUCCGCAACCUUUGUUGUUUUGAAGGGUGGACAUAUAAGCUUUAAAGUGUUGGUAUACUCUGGCACAUACAGAAUAUGGGCCCCUGUGUACUUUUGUACAUUCAUUUCAGUAUUAUAUACAAAACAAUUGCACUUUACAAUGAAUCUGUUUUCACCUUUCUUAAGGCUGAUAGGUGUCAAAUGCAGUCAAGAAAUGCAUUGGUUUUCAUACGCUUUGUAACAUGAAAUACAGCAAUGAGGGUUUGUAGUUAAAAUAUUAAAAACAUAAAACCUG